AUGUCAGCCUUCUUUUCCCUUUUUGUUGUCAUCAUCCAUCUCCCUGUCUGUAUACACAUCAGCCCUGGCACACCAUCUACCCUCGCUUUGCAAACUGCACCACUCGUUGUGGCCUCAUAUGUACGGCGUCGGUGUAUUGGCACGCUUUUCCUUGUGUUCAUCUCCGCAUGCGUAAUUCUCUACUGUCUCUUUCGUCAUCCCCUGCAUCCUUAUCCGCCCAUCCGACAUUACGACUGCGCUCAGAGCAGCAAUCACAUAACUUUGAAACACGUGCUAAAGAAAAAUAGGGACAGCCUUCUACAGAUGCGAAGGGGCCCACGACGUGGACGAAGUAGAGAUACAAAUCCAGGCCGCGGAACGCCCAUCAGGAGAGACGAUUCAAAUCCAUCUUCAGCUUCCAGGACCAGGUCCACAUCCCGCCAAUCCGCCUUGCAGAAUAGCCGCAGCCACGCGUCACUCAGAAGAUCCGCUCGCAUUGCAGAGUUACUCAACGGAGAGACACCCCAACAGCUCGCCGACGCCACAUCUUCAAUGGCUGACGUUGCAAGACCUAGGGCGCUAGGAAGCACAUCUGUUCGAUCGCGCCAUCACUCUGGAAACUCUCGCUCUUCAGGACUGUCGAGGUCGGGCCGUCAUUCCAUAUCGCCAGAAGAUAUUCGCUACGCAAUGGACAUCGUCGUCCAACCCCCCCGAACAGCUCGAGUCGGCCAAACGAUCCCCGGAGCCAUAGUAGUGCGGUUAAGAACGACCAAUGCAGACCCCGACGACGCGGUUGCCGAUUCGACAAACCUGGUCGCCGUCGCCACACUAGUCCCAGGCCCCAACUCUGCAGUGCCGACAGACCCAUCCGUCCUCAACACCAUUCUCGUUGGUAGACGCUUCGACUCGAUCCACCCCUUUGCUGACGACGAAGCCGAUGGAUCGAUAGCUUCCAUGGACAUGGCCGAUCCCUAUGGCGUGGGUUAUAUGCGCUUUCCAGAACUCAUCAUCCGCCAAGCCGGCACCUACCGGAUACGCAUCACCCUCAUCCGCAUCCGCAACUCUUCCUCAGAGCCACCAGUAUCCUCAGCAGGCAAUGGCUCAGCGGUGCAUGUCAUUGAUAGCAACCCAAUCGUUGUCAAUGGCGGGCAAACAACCAACACGGCCACAUACAAUGGGGCCGACGAUUUUGACGAUGUAGAUGAUGGUGGCUGGCUCGAGGUCCUGCACUCCAUCUCUGAGCGGCGUAGAUCGCGCGAAUAA
Messenger RNA from Plenodomus lingam JN3, 1242 nucleotides. RefSeq lists its product as uncharacterized. The record is from RefSeq and is a predicted model, not a curated record. Lineage: Eukaryota; Fungi; Ascomycota; Dothideomycetes; Pleosporales; Leptosphaeriaceae.